Molecule: messenger RNA, 601 nt
Organism: Rhizopus microsporus ATCC 52813
Lineage: Eukaryota; Fungi; Mucoromycota; Mucoromycetes; Mucorales; Rhizopodaceae
Exons: 2
Coding region: 194-505 (103 amino acids)
Source: RefSeq, a predicted model, not a curated record
UUACAUCAAUGCAAAUAAAUUUUGUUAUCAAAUGAUUCCUGAUCAACAUAUAAAUCAUGAUGACAACGAUAUACAUCAUAUCGUUGAAACGGAAAGGGGAUCUGAGUUACUAAAUCAUGUUUCGAUAAACGGAAUCCAAGAAAGGUAAAUUGACAUAUUAUUUAGGGAGAAGAAAGGGAAGCAAUAAAAGGUUAUGUCCAAGUGCUUUUCCUCCCUCUUUCUUUUCCUUUUUUAUUACUUUGCCAUGUCUGUUCAUAACCUUGUAUUGAAUCCUAUUUCUUUUGAUUCGCCCGGAAACCUUUCGUUGAUGGACGAUAAUCAUAGUCACACAUCACGUCGUAAGAAUAGAAAUAGACAAUGUAUGCCCAGUGAUGAUGAAGAGGAUGAUGAGAGGGAGUUGGAGGAAGAGGACGAGGAUGAUGAUGACAAUCGAAAGAUAAAGCAAAUGCCUCUUAGAAAAAGCAUUCAGUUGCCUAGUGAUGACGAAGAAGGUAAUUUUAAUUAACAGAUAUAUUGUGCUUCAUAAAAAGAGAGAAAGUAACAACGAAAUUACAAGAUAAUCAGACACUGGAUACGUUUGUGCACCAUAGCAACCGAUCCG